Molecule: messenger RNA, 822 nt
Organism: Anopheles maculipalpis
Lineage: Eukaryota; Metazoa; Arthropoda; Insecta; Diptera; Culicidae
Product: serine protease gd-like
Exons: 2
Coding region: 1-816 (271 amino acids)
Source: RefSeq, a predicted model, not a curated record
AUGAUUCGGUUAAUGGCAGUUCUAGUGUCUGUGGUGUUGUUGGAACUGUCCAGAGGCGGGUUCGGUGCAUCGCUAGGUAACGCUGUGUCACCAUGCCCCAAAGUCUUCCAGUACGCUACGGACACCAUCAAGCAGCAAAUUUAUGGUAUCGUUGAUACGCGUGAUCAGCAAGUGGACAAGAUCGGUAAGCUGGAGUUGCAUCUUUCGAUCGCAGGUGAGCUGCAUUCGAAGUACGUCGGUUCGAUUGAAGCCAUCGAAGACAGUACCCAGAUACUGGAACAGUUCGGUAAAGGGCGCGGCGUAACCUAUCGAGUCAACUUCCCGAUCCAGGAACCACUUCCCAAAAUAACAAAAAUUGUCUUUAACGAGCGGGAACUCUGCACUGGCCCAGCAGACCGUGGUUCGUUCGUAAGUGCCGUGACGCUUCGACACUUCCUGCGGUCCGACUCGUGCAAGGAUAAGUGUGAUCGUACCAAGAUAGUGCCAGCGAAUCUGAACCUUCAGCUGAGUCCUCCCGUGUCUACUACGGCAACGAAAGCAUCCUCGGUGCCGGUACCUGCAACGGGCUUAUCGAUACCGAAGGUGAGAGAAGGCUCUGAUACCACCCAGAAGCUUAACGGCGAAACACCGGCCGUGCAGCAUGAGUAUCAGCGCACGAUCGAGCGUAAGGAGGAAACGAACAAUCCGCAGGACAACAGUACCUCGGUGAAGUACAUCCGGGAGGAGAUCACUUACCGCAAGCAGGUCAUCUCGCCGGGCGGUGCAACGCCCCUGCAAGAUGACGAACUGCAGCUACCCUCGUUCGUGACCAACUGACGUAAG